AUGAAAUUGCGAUCUGACUUUGAAGGUAUCCGGCCCAAUUUCAUGCAUAGAGAUCCUGUCCCAUCGUUAGAUGCAUGUCUCAAUGAUUUGUUACGUGAAGUACAACGUCUUCUUACACAGUCCAUCAUUGAAGAACAAAGAUUAUCUACUGUUCUAGUAGCAUACGUGGCACAAGGGAAGUCACGCCGCCAUGACAUGAGUACUAUUCAAUGUUUUAGUUGCAAGCGAUUUGGCCACUAUGCUUCAACUUAUCCAAAAAAAUUCUACAAGUACUGCAAAAAGGAUGGUCAUAUUAUUAAGGAAUGCCCAAUAAGGCCACCACGACGACCUGCAACAACUUUUACAACCACAACUGAUUCUUCUAUUCCGAACAGUUAUGCCAAUUCAACACCUGUCCAUCAAAAUGCUACUACUGAUGUUUCAACUUUGACCCCUGAAAUGGAUCAACACUCGGGGAAGAUAAUUGUGAAGGGGCCUAAAGUUGGACAUCUUUUUCCCAUAAAUUUCUCGCUGUCUCCAAGUCUUUCUUUGCCUUUAGUCUCUUGUAAUUCUGCUAUUGUUGAUUACCAAGUGUGGCAUAAGCGCCUUGGGCAUCCCAACUCAAAUGCCCAAUUCUCAUCCAAAAUCAAGAUUCUUCGCUCUGAUAAUGGGGGAAUAUACAUCACACUUAUUUCAGGAAUUCUUGCAAUCCAAUGA
Vigna angularis (adzuki bean) is the source of this 696-nucleotide messenger RNA. RefSeq lists its product as uncharacterized. The record is from RefSeq and is a predicted model, not a curated record. Gene Ontology annotation, molecular function: zinc ion binding; nucleic acid binding. The coding region runs from base 1 to 696 and encodes 231 amino acids. The transcript is spliced from 3 exons. Lineage: Eukaryota; Viridiplantae; Streptophyta; Magnoliopsida; Fabales; Fabaceae.